Molecule: messenger RNA, 9769 nt
Organism: Chelmon rostratus (copperband butterflyfish)
Lineage: Eukaryota; Metazoa; Chordata; Actinopteri; Chaetodontiformes; Chaetodontidae
Product: YLP motif-containing protein 1-like
Exons: 21
Coding region: 243-6236 (1997 amino acids)
Biological process (GO): regulation of telomere maintenance
Cellular component (GO): nucleus
Source: RefSeq, a predicted model, not a curated record
UGGAGCAUCCCCUCUCAGCGGUGUUACUGUUUGGAAACGUUUUUGUAAACAUUUUUCACAAGGAUAAAGGUGCACGUUUCUUUCUCUGUCGGAUAACCGCUUUUUUUGUUUUACCACAGAUGCGGUAUUUAAAAUCUUUGUGCAACGGAAAUUAAAAUGUAGCUUGUUAGCUUUUGAAGCCACUUCGGCUGUAUGUAAGCACAAAGGCUGUUUAACGUUGCACGGCCUCGUCUUUUUUAACAAUGUAUCCCUCCUGGGGAAAUUUUGGUGGACCCCAGUCGCAAAACUAUGGAGGGUCAGGUCCUCGCAAGCCGCCCGGUGGCGGCCACGCCGGCCCGGCCGCGGGGUUCGGCGGCUUCGAGGCCCCAUCCAGCGGCUCGUUGUUCUCCAGCUUGCAGGAGCAACACCUCCAGCAGAUGCAGCAGCUGCAGAUGCUGCAUCAGAAGCAGCUCCAGUCUGUGUUACACCACGGCAAUGCUGCUAAUGCGUACGGUGGACACUCAGGUGGGCAUCCAGGGACUUCGUGGUACCCAGAAGGAGCAGGACAUUCAGAUAACAGUGUUGGAGCUCAGUCGUACUUUAAACAAGACGAGACUCCCGGUCAGUCGACGAGAGGUCCCCCUGCUCCUCAGCAGGUUCACACACAGCCUCCUCCUCCUCCUCCACCGCAAACCAAAGAGCCCCAACCGAUUCCUCCCCCUCCAGACCCCCCGUCAGUGAAGCCACCGGAGAACAGCGGUGCUCCUAAAGAGGCCAACAAGAAACAUCCAUCCACGACAGAAGACGACAAAUCCUUACCUCUGCAGGAGCAACAGCAACUUUGGUACAAACAGCAUCUUCAGAAUCUACAGAAGUUAAAGCAAGAGAGAGCCAAACAAAAUCAGAAAGAGGGUGAUGGUCCUGUGCCGCCAUCAACCCCGGGCAGAGCAGUUCCUCCUCCUCCUCCAUCAGAACCACCAACAGGCAUACCUCCUCCACCUCCUCCAAAAGAUGAGCCGCCAGUACCACCUCCACCUCCUGAGGAGGGGAAGCCCAAGGUCCCACAAGACCCAGAGGAGGCUGCUCGCCUCCAACAGUUACAGGCUGCAGCAGCACAGUGGCAACAGGUGCAGCAACAGAGAGCAGGCUUACAAUACCAGGCUCUAAUGCAACAGCAUGAAAAGCUUCAGCAGAUCCUGGAACAAUACCAACAGCUGAUUCAGCAACCUGCAAACCUACAGUCAAUGUCUGCUGAAAUGCAGCUGAGGCACUAUGAAAUGCAACAGCAGAAGUUCACCCCUUUAUUCCAAGACUGGGGUCACUCCUUUAUCCUGUGGCAAGAACAGUUCCAGACCUAUCCCCACAAAGACCAACUGCAGGACUAUGAGCACCAAUGGAAGCAAUGGCAGGAGCAGAUGAAUGCCACCAAUGCCCACCUUCAAGAAAGGGUGGCCACUCUCACUGCCAUGGUACCAUUUGCUUCAAGCCAGUACAACAGUGGGAUGACAGGACAGUAUGGCCAGUACCCGGGACAAGACAUGCAAAUGCAGCAGCAGUCAGUAAAACCAGGUAUGCAGCAUUCUCCUGUGGCUGCUGGUCCCAGAUCUCAAGGUCCUCAGCCCACUGGCUUUGGGCCAAAUUCAGAACCUGCUGGACCCCCUGUGAGAGGAGGUGGUCCUGCUGGCAUAGUCAGACCCCCAGGCGCCUCCACCAUUCAGCCACCAAGCUUCAACAGCAUUAGAGGUCCACGUGUAAACAACCCCGGAUUUGACCAGGCACAGCAAAGUUUUGAUGGUCCUCCAAGAUUUGACCAGCCACAGCAGCGCUUUGAUGGCCCCCCGAGGUUCAACCAACCACAGCAGCGCUUUGAUGGUCCCCCAAGGUUCGACCAACCACAGCAGAACUUUGAUGGUCUCCUGAGGUUCGACCAACCACAGCAGCGCUUCGAUGCCCCCCCUCGAUUUGACCAACCUCGGCAACAACGCUUUGAUGGUCCCCCCAGAUUUGACCAACCUCGGCAACGCUUUGAUGGUCCCCCCAGAUUUGACCAACCUCGGUUUGGGCAGCAGCCUAGGUUCGAACAACCCCCAAGGCACCCUGGCCCGCCACCUCAUUUUGAACACCAACCGGUGCCCCAGCAAAUACAACAGCAAGAUCCCCAACCUAAGGCAGAACCAGCUACUAAACAACCUGCCGGUAUUGAUUCUAAGACUCCCAUAAAAUCAACUGGGCAACCCCAGUCUGAAAAAGAAAAAACUGAAUCAGAACCAGAUAAGAAGAUCAAUGCUGAAGACAUGACAGAUGAUAACUUGCUAGGGACUGAGGGUUUUUUUGUUCAAAAUGAUCCCAUUCCUCAGACAUUACAAACAAACACAAAGCCUGAAGAACCUGAUGACAAAAAUGCAUCUAACAACAGUGAAAAACCCAAACCUGUUAACAGCAAGCCUGCCGUAACUUCUCCUUCUAUUGUAGUAUCAAAAAAUACUGCUGUUCAAAAUCCCCUCAAACCAGAUGAACCAUUGGCAAACAACAAAACUCCAGUGGUUCCAAAGCCCUCUGGAAUCCAACCAGAGCAACAGGCGUCUGGCCAAAUGCAGCCACGACCAGAUCCUCCAAGGCCUCCUCCUGGUAGGGGACGGGGACAGCCCCCAGUACCUGUCUCAGUGCAUGGACGAGGACGUGGGCAGAGGGGCCAAGAAGAGUUCGGGGGACCAAACACUGGACCGCUUGGGGAGAAGAUGGGAGAAAUGUCUUAUGACUACAUACCACCUGAAGCUGACUUUGGGAUGCCAGAGGAGCAAGACGAGUAUCAGGAAGAGUAUCACUGGCAAGACUCUUCAUACGAGGAGUAUGGUGGGGAAUCAGAGAUACCCCCUGAGGAAAUGUGGAUGCCAGAGGAAGAUCACUUCCCAACAGAGGAAGAGUUUUAUGAAGAGCCACUUGGAGGACCCCCUGUGGGGAGAGGAGGGCCCCCAAUGAUGAGAGGGAGACCCCCCAUGGGAAGAGGAGGCCCACCAAUGGGCAGAGGUGGUCCUCCUAUGGGCAGAGGAAGUAUACCUAUGGUUAGAGGGGGACUCCCUUUGGGUAGAGGAGGUCUACCUAUGGGUAGAGGGGGUCCACCUAUGGGUAGAGGAGGUCCACCUAUGGGUAGAGGAGGUCCACCUAUGGGAAGAGGAGGACCACCCCCCAUGGGAAGAGGAGGACCACCCCCCAUGGGAAGAGGAGGACCACCUAUGGGAAGAGGAGGACCACCUAUGGGAAGAGGAGGGCCAGCUAUGGGAAGAGGAGGGCCACCUAUGGGAGGAGAGCCAAUGGACAGACACUGGGAAGAACCUGAGUCAGCGGAAUACUCAGAGGAAGGGGAUCCUUACUGGGGGCAAAGGAGACCUCCAAUGAGAGGCAUGAGACCCCCGUUUCCACCUGGCCGGGGUCGUCCCCCACGUGGCCACCCUGGUUUCAUGCAUCAAGGACGAGGACGCCCCCCUCACCCAGCACAUGGGCCAGUGGGUCACGAGCCAUUAGGCCAUGGAACGGACACUAAUGAUAACGAAAUGGAUUCAAGGCAUCCCAUGUACCUUGGACAUGACCCUCAUAGCCAUCCAAUUCAUCCUGAUGUCGGACGAGGCAGGCGUCGCAUACCACCACCACCUCAUGAAAUGAUGGAUCCUAUGGAUGAGCCGUUGUACGAUGAAGGAAUGGAGAGAGAAUCGGGGUGGCAACCGCCUCAUGGCAGAGGCCCUCCUCUGCCGCCACAUGAAAUAAUGGAUUCAGGAGGAAUGAGAAGGAGGCCUGUGGGUCGAGGAAUGGCGAGAGGCAUGUGGCGGCCAGGUCCAACACAUGAAGAAUACAACGAGGGAUAUAAUGAGGCUUAUGUAGAAGAUUAUGGUCAUGGGAAAGAUGGGUAUCGCUGGCGGCCACCGCAGGACUAUCCUCCUGAUGACUAUCGGCAUGAGGCCAAGUACUAUGAAUCCGAAUGGAACAGAGAGCAUGCACCUCCCGAGAGGGACUAUCCCCCCAUGCCACCACCAGAGCCAUACAGAGAAAGCCACUGGCUAGAGGAAAGAGAAAGAGGUCAACCAUAUCCUUAUGAUGAGCAUGACAGGGGAAGAGGAGAGCUUAGAAUCCGUGAUCACAGAGAUGAAACCCCAUACCGGCAGGAUGAGCCAGCAUACCCACCACCACCACCACCACCUUCAGAAUGGGAUAGGCCUUCAAGACUGCCUCCACCAUCAGAGAGAGGGUAUCCUGGUAAUUAUGAGGAUCGCAGAGCUCGCUAUGAAGACCAAAGGGAAGAAGUUCCUUUGGAUAGACCUCCACCUUUACCUCCUGCUGCACCUGUUACAAACUUGCCAGAGAGAUCAGUUGAUCCAACACCACAAGGAACAAGCGGAGCAAAUGUUCUUGCUCUCUCCCAGCGUCAGCAUGAGAUCAUCUUGAAAGCUGCUCAAGAGCUUAAACUUAUGAGGGAAUUGCAGGAGGGGAAAACACCUGGCAGUGAACCUCAGCCUCCACCGACUGACAUCCUGCCUGAGCUUCCUGCUGGUCUUCUUGGUUUGGAGAUCCCACCGGAAGUCAGGAAUGUUCUAAAGGGCAUGACUGCAGCUGCACAGACAACUGAGUCUGUGUCUUUGGAUACCAAGCCUGCUGCCACAGUUUACCAGUCAUCUCUGUCUGCUGUACCCACACCCACAGUGAUUCCAAAGACUGUGGAUUAUGGACAUGGGCAUGAGCCUGGAACCACCGUUGAGCGGAUCUCUUAUGGAGAGAGAAUUGUGUUGAGGCCUGACCCAGUGCCAUCAGACAGGGGCUAUGAAAAAGAACCUCUUGGUCCCAGAGAUCCGUACAGCAGAGACCCAUAUUAUGAAAGACGAUCAGGCCCUUACAUGGACCGCAGGGAGUACAGCCGAGAGAGGGAACUAUACAGAGAGAAGCUUCCACCGGAAUAUGAAAGAGAAAGAUUUGAGAGGGAACGCUAUCCCCCAAGAGAGAGAGAUGACAGGCCGCCUUUACGCACAGGAUACAGGGAGAGAGAACGAGAUCUUCGAGAGAAGGAGCGAAGUGGCAGUCGUGAUCGAGAUGAACAUUACGGAAGGCCUGGAUUUGAUAGACCUCCAUACGAGCGCACUGGACUUGACCGCAGUGCACUUGACCGUUACAGCCAUAGCUCCUCACCUUACGUGGACAGAAGAAGUUAUCCAGAGGACCGAGGGCCUCCCACGGCACCACCCCUUCCACCUCCACCUCAGCCGCCGCCACGAGUCGAGAGGAAGCCGGAAAUCAAGAAUAUCGACGAUAUCCUCAAACCGCCUGGCAGAUUAUCUCGGCCUGAAAGGAUUGUCAUCAUUAUGAGAGGGCUUCCGGGAAGCGGCAAAAGCCAUGUUGCAAAGCUCAUACGGGAUAAGGAAGUCGAUUGUGGCGGUGCACCUCCAAGAGUUCUAGUUUUGGACGACUAUUUCAUGACAGAGGUUGAGAAAGUUCAAAAAGACCCAGAUACAGGGAAAGGGGUCAAAACCAAGGUUCUUGAGUACGAGUUUGAGCCAGAGAUGGAGGACACCUACCGGAGCAGCAUGCUUAAAACAUUCAAGAAAACUCUGGAUGACGGCUUUUUUCCCUUCAUCAUUUUAGACACUAUUAAUGACAGGGUUAAGCAUUUUGAUCAGUUCUGGAGCGCGGCCAAAACGAAAGGCUUUGAGGUGUACCUGGCUGAAAUGACUGCAGACACUCAGACUUGUGCAAAGAGAAAUGUCCAUGGGCGCACACUGAAGGAUAUAAUGAAGAUGUCCAACAACUGGGAGCCUUCGCCACGUCAUAUGGUGCGCUUGGAUGUCCGGUCCCUGCUUCAGGAUGCUGCCAUCGAGGAGGUUGAAAUGGAAGACUUCAAUCCUGAUGAUGAGCCCAAGGAACCCAAGGGAGAGGAGGAAGAAGAGGGUGACCUGGGCUACAUUCCAAAAAGCAAGUGGGAGAUGGACACAUCUGAGGCAAAACUCGACAAGUUGGACGGUCUGGGGAGCAGUGGGAAGAGGAAACGUGAAGACAUGGCAGGCCUGGAUCACUACCUUCAGCUGCCAGACGACUAUGCCACACGCAUGUCGGAACCAGGAAAGAAAAGGGUUCGAUGGGCUGAUCUUGAAGAGCAGAAGGAUGCAGAUCGAAAGCGCGCUAUCGGCUUUGUGGUUGGUCAAACGGACUGGGAGAAAAUAACGGAUGAGAGCGGCCAGCUGGCACAAAGAGCUCUCAACCGUACCAAGUAUUUCUAAGAAGAUAAUCUUGUCCCCCUUUGUUUCCCCUCAUUGAAAGGUUUCCAGAAUGUGAAAACACUGCAGCUUACAUGAGAUUCAUCGAGGUGACACCACCAGUAGUUAUCAAAUUUUUGUUAUUUAAUUGAAAAGGAUACAGUAUUUGUUUUCUUCUUCUUUUUAAGCAGGCACUCUGGUUAUUCAACAGAAAAAAAAUCAAGUUUUUGACUUUGUGCUUCUUCUGGUCAUGUAUCCUGUAUUCAGUCAUGUAUUUGCUAUUUUAUACUUAAUAUGUUCUGUACUGUAUAUCUGUAGCACUGUUCUUUGUUUCAUGCAUACAAAAGACAAUAAAAGUGUUACACAAUUACUUACUUGGGGAGUCUUUCUUGAGUUGUCGUUUGGACUUCAUCAACAAGAAGACUGAAAGGCUAAUUUUGCCACUUUUUGUUUGGAUGUCCAAUCAUUGUUAAUGGUAAAUGUAGUAAAUUGAAAUAAUAAAUUCCUCAAUGCGGUUUGCGGAGCUCUGCCCGCAGUGUCUACCUGUGCCAUGACAUUUGAUAAUUUGUGUCACACAUAGCUAUGUCAUUGCCUUCAUGACAUAUCUAUCAAGUAAAUCUACAUACAGCAACACACACUCAGACAUGCUGGCGAGGAUCACAGAACAGAGUUGGCCUCCGCAUAACAACAAAGCCAAAGUUAGCUGAACUAGCGCUGCAGAAUAAAGUUAAACCUCAAAAAACAACAUGAAAAAACAGGCAUGCAUCCAGCCUACCUCUCCGGUCAUUUUGUUGGCUUCAAAUGAGGCUUACAGGAUUAAUGUCUGAGAUAAGGCAGAUGCAAAAUGAACAAGCAUGAGCAACGGAAUACCAAGAAGUCUGUCAAAAACGCCCAUGUUUUGUGUUGUGAAGCUAUCCACUGAAAUUAGCACGCUAGCUGCAGCCCAUCUUGUCUCAUGAUACCACUGUGUGCCUCAAGGGGCGACAUUCUGAUACUAUAGCCCCACGUAGUUUUAGCAAGUAGAGGUACUAUGCAAGUUUGCUACAUUUCACAAGCUCUUUUAACUUUUGUAGUCUAAUAAGUAAACAAAAUAAACUCACAAAAUUUCAAGAAAGGAAAUAUUCUUACACCAAUUGUCCUUAUUAAACAAGUUUGCUCAGAGUAAAACCCAUUUCAUUCAAACUUGACAAAAACAAAAUAAAAAAUGAUCUUUCCACUGUUACAACAAUCACAACCGCCUGGUUGGUUCUCUGAGUUAGUUGUGCAAAUAUUCCAGCUCUAGAUGCUGCGUUUCAAUGCAGCAACCUUCCACUCACUGCUCUCCUGCUUCACGUCUCUCCUGUCCCGGCCUGCUGCAUCUUUGUUGUCCCCGGAGUCAGAGUCCAGGUCGAUCCUUCGGUCUUGGAGUCUGUGUUCAGUCCGGCUGUGUUCCAUGCUAGGUUUCUGAGCUCAGUUCUGUUGCCCGUGGUGUAAACACCAACAAUCCUGCGGUGCUCCGAGCUCUCAGUUGGUGCAGACUCCAGUAAGUGUAGACCGUCUAACUGCAUAGCUAACUGAGCUAACGAGCUAACAGUAGCUAGUAGCUGCAGGAUGGCUAGACAAAGAUGGCUACAACAAAGACUAUAGUGAACAACAGUUAGCAGUGACUCUGGUGAUAUGCUGCCUCCUGUUUGCGUGGAGCAACCCUCAGCAGGUGGCCUAUUCUUAUACAUGGUUCCUUUAACGUUCACACACUUUCUCUUGACUGUCCCUCAAUAUUACAACCAACUUGUCCAAAACAUCCUCUGCAUUAUAUUUUUGGGUGCCAUUUUCGCUGCUGGAAACAUAGCUAGUUUACAAUACAAGCAAAGACAACAAGGAUUUUUUAUUUUUGAGUGGCAUCCAGUGUGCCCCCUGGCUACUCAGUGGUGGAGACUAGAAAUCCAAGCUGGAAUAGCCUGUAACUUUUCCUUAACACCAACUAUGUCACAGUACACAUCAAAUGAUGGCACUGGUGCUGGAAGAACAGCUGAUUUGGCAGCAGGAGAGCUCUUUCUUGGUCAAUGUAGUUGGACACUGGACAAUUUAUUGAUUCACUUGACUACAAUUACCAUCAAUAUUGAUUGAACAUCCACAUAAAAUAUGGCAAAAUUUCCCUUCCAUUGUGUUUGCCCACAAGACACUAGAAGCAGAAUGUGCUAAGAAUGAAUCAGUGUGGCUGAAGAAUAAGUGUUUACCAGACUUCACUUGUUUUGUCCCUGUGACAUUUUUUAGGAUAACAGCUAUCAGGUUUAUCACUGUAUAUGGUUAAGUUACGAAAAUGAAAGUAAGAGUGUAAAUGGUAACAUCAAAGUUUUGUGUUUUCAUAUACGUCUAAACUGUCCACUCAUGUCUGUGAUGGCUUGCAGAGCAAAUUUCAGUUUAAAAUUUUAUAUGUUAAUUCCUCCCAGUCCUUUUAUGGCGUCUUUUUCCCUUCUUUGUUUUUUUUCCUUUUUCUUUUUUUUAAUUCAAAUAAUUUUAACAUAAAAUAGUACAACGAGGUAAUUGCAGUUAAUUAGACUUAAAAGGUGUUGAUUUCAAGUCCGAAGAGAGUUUGAAGUCUGUGCUUGUUUUGCAGCAUUUACUUUGGCUCAACUUGAAUAGGUUUGCAAUUGCCUUUAGCCAUGAUUGAAGGACUGAAAACAGAAAAGGUCCAGAUUCUGCAGUCCUGUGGCGCACAGGCUUGUCAGUCUUGCUGUUGUUUUAGCAUAUUUCUACAUUCAAAGUCAAACUAUGAAAAUGUUGCCUGUACCACGUUCAGCUGAUCAUUACUACAUGUGAUCACUAAUGCGAUCACAGGCCACAAUUAAGCAUAAUAUUAAUGUAAAUGACAAAAAACAAUACAAAUGAAGUGCUUUUAUUUUGGUUUACAGCUGUUUAAUUAAAAAGUUAGAAACCAGCUGAGAACUGUCUGCAAAUCCAUCUGUGGACAGUCUAAAAGUAAAGAAUGAUGGUAGGACUACUUACAUACAUAGUGGCACAAUACAUUUUGCCUGUUUGACCAUUGUCCUCACUCAUAAUUCCAAAAAAAAAAAUCACAUUCAAGUAUAGUUAUAUUGCAAUGAGUGUUUCAAAUGAACCCCAUUCAGUCUCACUGAAUGUGAUCAUCAUGGUUAAGAUAAGGCAAAAGAAGCAUGCUUUUUGUUUGUUUGUUUGUUGUUAUGAUCAGUUUUAACAUUUACAAACUUUGCACUUGUGAAGCAAAAGGUCCAGAAUUUUCAAACAUCAGAAAUUCUGAAUGAUCAACAACUGAAGACAAAGCAAGGAUCAUCAAUUAUGACCGGACACCAUGAACCACUGAUGAAGACCAUGUCUGAUUUGGACGGCCAGCCACAAUUUAUCAUUGUAAAGAGGAUGGAUGGAUCUUAAUGGUAAGGAUGGAAGAGAGAGGCAGAAACACUAGUUAUGUACAAAAUCAUGUAAUUUUCAUUUUAUAUAUCAUGUACAUACAUAAAAAAGGCAAUAAUGAGCUCUGCUGCAUAUUAAAUGUUUGUCUAAUGAGAUGUGGACUUUAUUUGUGUUUAUUAAAGAAAAAUGCU